Antrostomus carolinensis (chuck-will's-widow) is the source of this 1566-nucleotide messenger RNA. RefSeq names its product holocarboxylase synthetase (gene HLCS). Gene Ontology annotation, cellular component: cytoplasm. The coding region runs from base 106 to 1566 and encodes 486 amino acids. Lineage: Eukaryota; Metazoa; Chordata; Aves; Caprimulgiformes; Caprimulgidae. Gene Ontology annotation, molecular function: biotin--[biotin carboxyl-carrier protein] ligase activity. The transcript has 4 exons. The record is from RefSeq and is a predicted model, not a curated record.
AAGUGGUCAGACUAUUGUUCACCAUUGGCUUAUAAACCUGGUGAGCCUUAUAAGUUAAUUGCUGAAGCAAGUGUAGAUAAUUUCAGUAACCUUGGAAUAGCAUUCAUGGAAGACAGGCUUGAAAUGGAUAACGGAAUGGUGCCACACAAGAUUGUUUCUGUCCAUUUACCAGAAUCUACUCUGAAGGAGUUGGCACAGGUGGCACCAUCUGUGAAAGAGCGAAGCAUAAGCAGCACACAAAUAGGUGAAGUAACUCUUGCUGAUACUUCUGGGACUACUCUUAAAUCGGGAUUAGGAGUAGCUGAGUCUGCAGGACAAGGUGAAGAGGAGAAAUCCAAGCUAGAGAAAGAAAGUGAGUGUGAAGAUGAAUCCAGCAGUCUAUCUGACAAAGAGAUAGGUGCUGGAGAACAUCAUCACUUGCAUCUUUCCAGCUGUCAUGAAUGCCUGCAACUUGAAAACAGCACUAUUGAAUCGGUCAGAUUUGCCUCUACAGAAAACAUUCCAGAACUUUCUGAUAAUUGCAGUAGCAAACUGGAAGAGAAGAGUAAUGAUUGUCUAGCAAGAGGAAUAAAGAGAGUAAACCUUGCUGGAAAGCCCCCUAAUAUAUUGAUUUAUCUUGGCUCUGAAACUGCAAAAGUGGAAUUUGAGCAGGUAAAAUCAAUCCUUCAGGAAUGCAUCGAUACAGACAGCUACACCAUCUACCACCUGCGUGAGGAACAAGUUUUGAAAGCUCCAUGGAUUGAUAAUUCACUGCUGUUGAUCAUUGCCACAGGGGAGCCUAUUUCUGAGGAGAACCACAAACAAUUUAUGAAGUUUUUAUCUAAAGGUGGAAAGAUUCUGAGUUUUUCUUCGUCUUUUACAUUUGAUGGCAUACAAAUAAAGAGAAAAAGCAAACUGAAGAAGACUAUUCAUGAGUUAGUGGUGUCUAAAAUGGACAGCACUGAAAUUAAGUUAAAUCUUUUGGUCAGUGGCUAUAUUUUUGAGGAAGUGAUGAAGGAAGACACCAGCAAAGUGAAGAUACUGAGUCGGUUAAAUAAUGCCGAUAAAGAUACAGUUAUUGUUCAUCUGAUUCAUGGAAGCAGUGGAGGAGAAGCCAUUCUUUCUCAGGCACACUUGGAACUGGAUAUCAAUUCUAUGGAUGUCCAAACUGAAGAGGAUUUUAAUUUACUUAAGUUAAGCAAUACCAAGAGAUACGAAGUUCUCAAGGACAUCCUGAUAUCACUUGGCUUGAGUUGUGAAUUAAGUGAAAUUCCUAUGUUAUCACCUAUUUACGUUCUCUCUUCUGAUGAGGAAAUCCAUCUUGCUUUUCUGAAAUGGCUUGAGGGAAAUGUAGAUGCUGAAGGAUUAAGAGCAUCCAGCAAGGUGUCUCUUAAAUUUGUUUCAUCCUGUGAUCCAAAAAUGGAGGUAACUCCAUCUCUCAUGCCUGUCGUCACUGAGAUGAGAAGCUUCUCAUCAGGACAUUUCAGCCUGAACACAUAUCAACAAAAUCUUCAAACAAAGAAGCUUGGAAAGAUUAUUCUUUUUGCUGAAGUUACCACAACAACAAUGAAUCUUCUAGAUGGGUAA